Talpa occidentalis (Iberian mole) is the source of this 4413-nucleotide messenger RNA. RefSeq names its product solute carrier family 25 member 37 (gene SLC25A37). The coding region runs from base 597 to 1160 and encodes 187 amino acids. Gene Ontology annotation, biological process: iron import into the mitochondrion. Lineage: Eukaryota; Metazoa; Chordata; Mammalia; Eulipotyphla; Talpidae. The transcript has 3 exons. Gene Ontology annotation, cellular component: mitochondrial membrane. Gene Ontology annotation, molecular function: ferrous iron transmembrane transporter activity. The record is from RefSeq and is a predicted model, not a curated record.
UCCUUCAACAGACCUUUCCCCAGGGUUCUCUUCCCUGUGACCCAGCAGCCUGACGCCUCAUCUCUGCCACGCUUGCUUAUGAAUAAAGAACUCUAGAGUCGUGUGUGCCCGCACACCCAAGCACACACGCGCAUGCACACGCGUGCGCACACACAUACACACACACAGAGAGUCCUUUUUCCGUUCCCCUCCUUUGUUUUCUGAAGCCUGGGGAAAGUCGGUGACAGAGGUGUUUCUGUUUUUAUUGUUGUGUGGGUUUUUCAUUUUGUUUUUUAAACAUUCCAAAGCCAUUAAUGAUCAGAUCUAGGAAAACAAAAACCCUGAAUAGAAACAAAACUUUUGAAUGCUGGAUUCCAAAAAAAGUUUGAUCUGGACAGCUUCUUUGAGACUAUUUAAAAACUGGUUCAACAGGUCUCUACAACGUCAAGAUCUAACUAAGCUUUAAAAGGUCAAGAAGUUUUAUGGCUGACAAAGGAUUUGCACCAGCGCAGAUGGCCUUUCUCACCUUAAGCUUCUGGGGGUUUGGGAAUUGCACCCCAUUUCUGUUCUGUCUGAGUUGCAUCUCUGCGAGCAAGGGCUGAAGGAUAGCUGGGAGUAUGGCCACCCUGCUCCACGAUGCGGUAAUGAAUCCAGCGGAAGUUGUGAAGCAGCGCUUGCAGAUGUACAACUCGCCACACCAGUCGGCCCUCAGCUGUAUCUGGACGGUCUGGAGGACCGAGGGCCUGAGGGCCUUCUACCGGAGCUACACCACGCAGCUGACCAUGAACAUCCCCUUCCAGUCCAUCCACUUCAUCACCUACGAAUUCCUGCAGGAGCAGGUCAACCCUCACCGGGGCUACAACCCUCAGUCCCACAUCAUCUCAGGUGGGCUGGCUGGGGCCCUGGCCGCAGCCACCACCACCCCACUGGACGUCUGUAAAACCCUUCUCAACACACAGGAGAACAUGGCCCUCAACCUGGCCAACAUCAGCGGCCGGCUGUCAGGCAUGGCCAACGCUUUCCGGAUGGUCUACCAGCUCAACGGCCUGGCCGGCUACUUCAAGGGCAUGCAGGCCCGAGUGAUCUACCAGAUGCCCUCCACUGCCAUCUCCUGGUCUGUCUAUGAGUUUUUCAAGUACUUCCUUACCAAGCGCGAGCUGGAAAAUCGAACUCCAUACUAAAGGAGCAGGCUGUGGGAAGUGAUUCCGGAGUCUUUCGUUUUCAAAAGGCUUUCCCUGCCUGCUUCCAUUCCUGGCCCUCACACCAAGAUUGUGUUUGCAGGGUGGGCCUUCACUCUCGACGCCCUAGAGAGAGAGGAGGACAGGACAGCUGCUCUCCAAGAAGGCCGUCCACAGGCACAUCCGAGGUGGUGGUAGGUGGGGAAGGACUUUGGAAGGGGAACGAGAAAUUGCUUUUUCUCUUCCUCCCCUAAGAGGAAUGUAGCUUUUCUGCUUCACUGGAACAGUCUCCUCCCUAGAAUCAUAGAUCACGUGGGAGGGCAGAAAAUGUGCGUGACUGAAAACAUUAAAGAAAAGAAGUGUAUGUAUAUAAAAGUUCCAGUACACAGUGUAAAAUAGAUGGAUAAUGUUUAUCCUUUAUUUUUCUACAUAGAUGUUUUUGGAUUUGUGUGUGUGACUGUGUGUGUGUACAACUAAGUGUUACAGCUGGAAAUAGAAAGCUGAUUUAAAAAAAAAAGAUGCAGAGGGCUGUAUCUUUCCACAGGGGAGGUAAUAAAAAGCUCUGAAGUAAUCAACUGCUGAAUAUGGCCUAAAAUUGUGUUGAGCCCCUGGUGGAAGUUUGACUUGAAUGUAAAAUAAUAAAGUUUUUAUUUUGAAUUUCUCUUUUCAUGGGGGACCAAAAGGUACGUUGAACAACAACAAAAAAAAUAAUUUACUACUAGCCACUUUUUUCCAAUUGUUUGGUCUUACCUUCAUGUGCCUUUUCCCUUACGCUCCUAAAAAUCCCAGAACCAUCUGCCUGGGGUAGUUUCUCUUGCUGUAUGUAAGCCACAUGCUGGGUGGCAGGGUCACCUACUGGGCGGUUUGGUUUUCUUUCCUUGUGAAUGACAGGAGUAUGUGCUCCCAGGGUCAGCACUUACAAGCCCUGGAGUGCCAGUGUUGGGCCACUUAGGGGCAGGUCGUUGGGAUUAAACCGACCUUGAUCUAGGACUUCAUUCAUCAACCUUUUAUGCAGGCACUUCAGGUAUUCUUGACUAUAUUGACUAAAUCUCUUGACCUCCUGUUUUCAUGUUCAGUUUUAGGGAUUUAAAAAAAAAAAAAAACAACCUAACAAGUGUGUCUAUGGCAUUUGUGUCUCCCCUGCCUGCCAUUAAUUCCUUUCAGAGGUUCACAACGUACGGCAACAGGAGCCAGGUUCUGGAGCCAGCCGGCUGCUGAAUCAGACCCUAAGGCACAAGUCGGGUGCCUCUCCAGCGCCAUCCUUGGCCUCGCCUGGUCUGCUGAGGAUGGAGGGCUGAGCCACCUUUUUCUCUGGAUUGGUGUGCUGGAGCUAGAUUACCACUAAGAAAACGCAAACCUGUUUCCGCCAGCCUCACCCUUCACCCUUCGACUGAUUCCCAGACCCCUCUUCAAGACCGGAUGGCUUCACAGUUUCCUUUUGGAGCCUUUUUAAAUGAGCAGGAAGCAUGUGUGUGUUUUCAUUUUGGAAGGCCUGGUCCUGACCUUGGCCAUGACCUCAGGCAAGAUGAAUGUCAUGCAGCUCGCUGUGGCGCACACUGAGCUCUUGGAUGCUGUUACCUCCUGGGAAGAACUCAGGUGGCCCUGGACAGUUCUCAUCUGGGGCCCUGCACUCAGUGCCUCCAGCUGUGCUUUCUGGUCAGAGAGGAGUAUUGCCUCAGACAGCUUCCACGAGCACCCUGUGAGUGAGCCCCUGCUUUGGAGUUGGGGGCACAUCCACUGGUGUCCCACUAGGGGGUGCACAAAGCCCGUGGAGAUCAUGCACUAUGAGAAGUGUUUACAUCUCUUCAUGUGCCUGCCUUACUGUUCAGUUCUGUGAAUGGAAGGAAAUACUAGAUCAAAUUCUGAAAAAAUUAGUCACCCCUUUUUAUCCACUUACAAUAUAUCACACAGCUUGAAAAUGUUCCUUAUAGCACUAUUUUUUUUCUACAAUAUUUAGAAAAGCUGUCCACCUCCCUAGGAAAGUUCAUUGUGGAGGGAGACCAAAUGGAAAGGUGGGAAGCGAUUGGGAGAGUCCCUUGGCUGCUCCUGAAAGUCUGGGAUUAGCUGGAAAUGCUUUCCCCACUGGGUCAUCCUGAGCUGAAUGAGCUGUGUUACUGAAAAAGCUCUGAAAGUUGUGAAGCACUAUAAGUGGUCAUUCAUUUUGUGGGAAAUGACUUCCCCUGGCCCUGAGCUCCAGUCUCUGCUGUUGCCCCAUGCAGAUUGCAGUCCAGCUGCUUGUGGCUGACUUUGCAAAGUUCUGAACAGGAAAAAUGUUCUCCCCGCUCCCCAGGCCUGACACAAUCAUGGCAUGUGUCCUUGGUCCUUGGGAGUGGUGUCUGCAGCCAGACAGAGCCACUGGAGUAUGGUCCUCACACGUGAAGUAUGUGCAUGCUUGCACACAUGUGUGAGCUCUUCUUAGACCACUAUUUGAGAUGCAACCACUUGUACAUCAGUUUUACUUUACCUCUCUUUUUUCUUUUUGUCUUUUUGCUUUCAUGCUUAUUUAUUUUUGUUAGAAUUGAUUUUCCCAAAUGGGAUGAAUCUUCAGCCCAUGCCUAUUUUUUUCUUAACUUUGGAUUGAAUCCAGCCAUUUGCCUGGACUACAUGUGUGGGUUUUUUUUUUUUUAAUGUUGGUGUAUUAUUUCAAAUGUUGUCCUCCAAAGUCCCCCUCAUCUCUAACACAUUAAGCCAAGAAAGUUUUAUUUAUCUUUAUUUAAGAAAGGUGGUGCCUGUUAAAUGCGAUUGUAUUGCUGCUUCCUGCCUGCAAACGCACAAUGUAUGUUAUCAGGGUGAAUAAGUCUUAUUUCUUAAAUACCUCUAGUGAAUAUCAUUGUUUUUGCCUCUCCUUUGUUGCCAACUAUUUGAAGAAGGGGAGAAAUGUGUGUUUAUGAGUGGGGAUGUUUCUGAUAUGCUGCUAAGGCUGUGACAUGAGCUAGAGAAAAUAAAGCCUCGAUCUCUGAAGUGUUGUGAUUCUGUGGGGGGAGUAUUUAAGAGGUCAUGGACAGAAGUUACCUGAUUCAUGGGCUUUUUUGCCUAUUCCAGUCACUCAUUAAGGACUGGGACCCAUGGUUUUGGUGGGUCCCAGCCACCAAAACAGAGUGCUUUUUCAGCCUCUUGUGAAAGUGGGAGCAGAUUCCCUCCUGGGCUGCCGGAACCGCCCAUGUUAUCACCUAGGCCAGGCGCUGGAGCCUCCUGCUGGCUUUGCUCACAGUGCUGGGGAGGCGUGGGAGUGGGAGUGGUACAGGUUAUACCUAUG